Cladophialophora immunda is the source of this 2052-nucleotide messenger RNA. RefSeq lists its product as uncharacterized. The record is from RefSeq and is a predicted model, not a curated record. Lineage: Eukaryota; Fungi; Ascomycota; Eurotiomycetes; Chaetothyriales; Herpotrichiellaceae. Bases 1 to 2052 code for a protein of 683 amino acids. Gene Ontology annotation, biological process: DNA-templated transcription; regulation of transcription by RNA polymerase II. Gene Ontology annotation, molecular function: DNA-binding transcription factor activity, RNA polymerase II-specific; RNA polymerase II cis-regulatory region sequence-specific DNA binding; zinc ion binding. Gene Ontology annotation, cellular component: chromatin. The transcript has 5 exons.
AUGUCCUUUGCCGAUAACUCCACCAUAAAUCCCCAGCCAAAGAGGACCUGGAGCCGUCGUCGAAACACCCCUGGGACUGCCCCUGUGAUCUGUACAAUUUGCGGAAAGUCCUUCGCUCGCAAAGAUGUCUUGACAAGGCACGUCAGAUUAAAGCACCAGGAUCCCCAAGCGCACAGAACGUCGUACCCGCGCAAGAGAACGAGUUGUCUGCGAUGCGCGUUGUACAAGGUCAAAUGCGUGGGCACACCGACCUGUGCGCGAUGCGACAAGCAUGGCGUCUUCUGCCAGUUUGAUUUCUCUGCAAAACGACCUCGACGCGCUUUAGCUUCAUCGGACCAGUCGCUGGCUGAUGAAGUCCAAGAGGAUGCAAAUACCUCGACAACACAAACACAAUCAGCGGAAUGGACAGCACUCCCGUCAUAUCCACCGGACGUGCCCCAUGAUCAAGAGCCAGCUCAACGCGAAGGCACUUGUUCCGAGAAUUUCCGGAGAGAUGAGGAUCGACUUCAGGCGACGCCGUUCCAGCUAGACCUCUCUCCUGAACACGCAUCGCUCCAACUCUGUGAAGCUGCAGAUUCUUCGUCUCAUAGAAACCAUGACAUCGGACUUGACAAACUGGACAUGACGAUGCCGGUUUGGGAGAACGAUGGAACCUGGAAUGACCAUUCCACAAUGAUGAAUGAGACGCUCACAGCGCCUUCGCCCUGCAGUGGUUUCACCAUGUUUUGGGACAAUCUCUGUGCAGAAGGUUUGCUGCAGGACACAGUAGCGUUGGGCCGAGGAGGAGCAACCCGGGGAAGGCAUGGUGAGAUUCCAGCGCUACAAUACCUCGAGGCUGCAAAUCAGGAGGGCAUUUUUGAAUCCGACCCUGGUAACGGCUUGAACAGCCCUUCCAUGGCCGUGCCGGCACCUCCUCUGCUCCAAGGCCGAAUGAUUUCGACGACAAGCACAAGGCAGGACGAUGAACCGAUUUCAGCCGGGACCGACUCUGCCGUCUCCCAAGGGGUCUCUGAAGAUUCUGACAGCAACAGCAGUUGUAGUCUACCCUGGAGAACUCAAUCAACCACAAUAGCCGACAUGUAUGACCGAUUAAAGCCACCCUCCGGGCUGACCUUGUUUCGAGACAUACCAAGAAUAUCCCAUUCGGAAGCCGCAUGUUACUGGACUCUCUACUUUACACACUUCCAUCCGAGAUUUCCCAUUCUACACUGUGGCACGCUCAGUGUCGUUACUUGCACGCCUCUCUUAUUAGGCGCCAUUACGGCCAUUGGUGCCGGCUUUAGCUCUCAAGCCACCGCUCGGGAGUACUCCGUCACCACGGUCGGAACGCUGUGCGCAUUGUUGUCUCGGACGAAUUCCCACCUCCCUGAGAGCAUUCAGCAGGAAGGUUUUGUGCGACUGGUUAUCCGAUGCUUGGUGUACUUCCAUAUCAUCGAGUCAGACAUGCACGCACUCUUAGAUUUUGCGAUCGCGGCGCAGGCGUCCCUUGUUCGAGAUGCGCGCAAAUCCAUGCUCUUCACUCUGGACGAUGAAGCUGACCCCGGGCACAUGAGCUGUCGGCCGAGUAGAAGCCCAAGCAGGGAACAAGACGGACAAAGUCCAAAGGAUCUAGAGAAAUGGUAUACCUGGGUCUACCAUGAGCAGAGAAAGAGACUGGUCUGCGCGGUCAUCGUUGUCCAUUGCCGCUCCUGCUUGAUGACCGGUGUACAGCCUGUCAUCACGGACGAGGAAUUUGACAUUUACCAGCCGUGUACGGAGAAGCUGUGGGAGGCAUUAGAUCCGCAGUCAUGGCGCGCCUCAUUUCCUUGGACACAGAAACCUCCCAGGAAUCCUCCUCUCCGGGGGGCGCUAAUUCAGUCUCUCGAUGACGAACAAAGGUUCAAAAACAUACCUUUUCUCGGGAGACUGAUUGCAGAUUACCUGUUGAGGUUGAUUGAUGUUGGUUUGAUCCCGCCUCGUCUUUUGAGCGACUGCUCCGCCCGGGUGCUGUCAAACAGACGAUUGCUGCUUGUGCAACAGGCGCUCAAGGAAGAUGCUGUUGCUAUGGGAUAA